This is a messenger RNA of Meloidogyne enterolobii, 858 nucleotides long. The record is from the annotation of a GenBank genome assembly. NCBI's taxonomy places the organism in Eukaryota, Metazoa, Nematoda, Chromadorea, Rhabditida, Meloidogynidae.
UGGGUGCCUAUAAUGUUGGCAUUACAGGCAGUUAUGUUUUAUUUACCAAAUUGGAUUUGGAAGACUUUACAUCAACAAAGCGAAACAGCUAUAGCAGAUGCCCGUUCAUUACGUUCAAUGUCUUCAUCUAAAAGACAACAAGAAAUGAAUAAAUUAGCCCAAUAUUUAAAUGAAACAUUAGAAUUACACGAAACACAUCGAACCCCUCGUUAUUUUUUAUGUUUACGUUUUGGACGUUCACUUGGCUCUUAUGUUUCUUCUCUUUAUUUAUUUAUUAAAUUUUUAUAUUUGGUUAACGUCCUUGCCCAAUUCUUUUUAUUAAACGCUUUUAUCGGCCAUGGAUUUGCACUUUGGGGUUGGACUGCUAUUCAAUCUUUGUGGUUAGGAGACGGGUGGCAAGACUCUCCAGUAUUUCCACGUGUUUCACUUUGCGAUUUUCGUGUUCGGCGACUUGCUAAUAUGCACAGAUACACUGUUCAAUGUGUUCUUAUGAUUAACAUGUUUAAUGAAAAGAUUUAUCUUUUCAUGUGGUUUUGGAUGUUUUUAGUUGGUAUUUCAACUUUAAUCAAUUUCCUUUAUUGCCUAUUUUCACUGGUACCACCAUCUGCCCGAGAACGUCAACUUCGUCUUUUAUUAAAACAAGCAAAAUUCCAAGAUUUGGUUCACUGCAAAGAAGCUGCCCCUCUCCUUCAACGUUUUGCCAAUUACGCAUUACGUCCUGAUGGAAUUCUUCUUUUGAGAUUUAUUGAGGGUCAUGCUGGUGCUAUUGUUGCAAGAGAAUUAGUUGCUCAACUUUUUUCCGAUUAUGUACAUCAUUGUGAAAGUAAAAAUAAUUAUUUUAUUUAUUUGGAAAUCUGA